This is a messenger RNA of Toxoplasma gondii ME49, 4440 nucleotides long. Its product is annotated as phosphotransferase enzyme family protein. NCBI's taxonomy places the organism in Eukaryota, Apicomplexa, Conoidasida, Eucoccidiorida, Sarcocystidae. Gene Ontology annotation, cellular component: cytoplasm. The transcript is spliced from 9 exons. The record is from RefSeq and is a predicted model, not a curated record. Bases 1080 to 2972 code for a protein of 630 amino acids. Gene Ontology annotation, molecular function: choline kinase activity; ethanolamine kinase activity. Gene Ontology annotation, biological process: phosphatidylethanolamine biosynthetic process; phosphatidylcholine biosynthetic process.
GUUCAGACGAUUCGGUUUUAAUAAAAGAGGCUCCCAGAUUCCGCAGAUUUGUUGUAACUGCUACACCUCUGCAUUUCGGUAUCGCCUUAAGAAACGGUUUGUCCCGCGGCUGACACGCGUCCUUUUCUGGUGGGGGUGCCUGCGUCCGCAUGGUCACUUUAUGGCGUAAGAAAAAGAAGUUCAAAAUGCAGCUAGAAACAAAACAGCCAAGACAUUGAGGUUUUCCAGCGCGAACUUAUCCGCUGGCUUCCCGUACCUGCUGCACGCUAAGUGCACCAAGUGCAGCCACAGCGAACUCUCGUCGAAAACGGCCGGGCACAGUUGUGGAUGAGGGUUGACAUUUCGUGUGCGGAGGGUCCCGGCGCCUUUCCCGUCGACUGUUCUUACCGAAGUGAUCUGAGGCGUUUGGUGAAAAAACAGAAAGUUUGUUGUGUUGCCCUUGUUCCGCGGCAACGUGUGGCUGAACGCUGUCUCGCAGAGUCCUUUCACCCAUUACAAAGGCAUGCUGAGCUUUUCUCGGGGUUGAGACGCGUCCGCACCGAAGGAGGGACGGAGUAUGCACAGAUAAUUGCGAGGAUCGCGAAGUCGGCCGCCUCUGAUCGUCUGAAAGGUUAUAGGUCCUGGGGAAACGCGUAGAUACUUCCCGUUCCUUUUGUCAUGCCACAAAGCGAACGUUGCCUUUUGAGAGACUUAUUCAUGCAUGCUUACGUUGUGGUUCGCUUGAUCUCUUAACCGGUAGAGGCGGGUACGUCUUUGUAAGUUCCACAUUUGAGGGGGAACAGGUUUCGGAUCCCCCACGUAGAUGCUGAGCCUCAAGUGUUCACAAUUCCCUCGCCUAUUUGGGGGAAAGUCCGUAUUUGCGGUAACAUCCAAACGAAUAUAUGUUUUUCAUUUUUCCUGGCCUGCGGGCUGGCGUUUUAUUGUCUGUUGUGAGGGGCUUUAAGCACCGCAUCAAAGUAGCAGGGAGGCGCCCCAGUUUUGCGGCAAAUUUGAACCUCCUAGACGCGGAUUAACAGACGUGUGUUCGAGAGUAUUCAAGCUUCAGUAGCACCAACGCUGUGUAGUCGCCUAAGUUUACAAUGCAGGUACUCGCGUGUGUGCUGGGCAUUGUCUGCCUCUAUUUAAGGACCGCUCCUGCGUCCCCUUCAGGCGCUGGCUCUUUGUUUCUGGUGGCCAGUGGCGCGCAGACAGAGCCAGCAGUGGACGACUCCGCUGUACAGCAAGGGUCGACCGCGGAAACCUCUGUCGCGCCGACGCAUUUGCGUGGAAGUGAUGGAGCUCUUCGCACACAAACGCCGCAGGCGCGGCCGCUCGCUGAGAUGUCUGCACAGCAGACGGAAGCCACAGCUGGCGCCGCGGCGAAGGAUCCGAGUAUGCCAGGGCACCAUGGUGACCCGCAUCUGAAUGAUGACGUUGCUAAAGUGCAGUCGUUUAUCGGGUGCUGCGUAAAGGGCUGGGAAAACCUUCCGGAAAGCUCUCUGCGCGUCACCGUUCUCUCUGGCGGCCUCAGCAAUCGCCUUUUUGCGGUAGAUGCCCUCCCACCGCCGGAGGCGCGCACUGGCAGCAACCCCAUGGGCCAUGCGCUUGAAGCGCCGGAACGAAGUUCGUCCGGGAAAAGGCACACGCAUUGUCCGUGUGGAAAUUCGAGGCAAGAGCCGCCGGAGACCGCCGCCUCGAAUUCACCCUCCGUAACGAGGGAUGAAACCCAACCGCCGCAGCGAGUGCUCGUUCGGCUGUACGGUCAUGGCCAAGAACAUACUUUCUUUGAUGCAGCUGAGGAACGUCGCGUGUUCAAACUUUUAGGGGAUAUGGGCCUUGCCCCGAAAUGUCUCGCUGAGUUUCCAGGUGGCCGAGUCGAGACCUGGAUCGUAGGACAAGCUCUGAAGCGGACGGAAUUGCAGAACGAGGCGGUGCAGAGACAGGUUGUUGAUCUUCUCGCGGACUUCCACCAAACCAUUCUGCCUCCGUCGGGAAGUAACUACUCGGCCGACCCAGCUUGGUGCCGGUGGGUGCAGCAAUUGCCACAGGCGUUUAGUGGGCAUCGAACCAGCGAGGACUGCAACUCCGAGCAGGAAGACCCCUUCGUCCGCCCGCGUUGCGACUUUGCGUUCUGUCGCCUUGAUGCAUGGGCCGAAGAUGCGAAGAAAGGUUCUGCGUCGCGGCUCCAAGUCGGCACUCAGAUUCCUCCUUUGCAUGCAUCCAUUUCUCGAGGAGUUUCGACCGACGCCGCUGAGGCGAACGGUGUUGUCACACCUGAGGUAACGGGUCCUUCCUCGCUGUUGUCUCCCGCGGAGAAGCGUCAUCUCGAUCGUGUCGGCCUGCUUCAGUAUUACACCGAGGAAGCGAAGAAGCUCGAGGAGGUAUUGCUCGCACGGGUGAAGUACGAACUUGACCCAGAGAGAGUGAGGGAAGUCUACGGAAGUCCUGAGGCGUGGCGACUGCUGUCUGGUGCGUCGAUUGUGUUCUCUCACAACGACGUACAGGAGAACAAUGUGAUGCAGCACGAUGACGGCGUUCUGCAGAUGAUCGAUUUCGAGUACUCGGGCAGAAAUUUCCGAAGCUAUGACAUGGGCAACUUAUUUCGGGAGAUGACGAUUGACUAUGCAGACGUUCAAAUGUACCCUUUCUUCUCCGUCCACUUGACCGACUACCCCUCGCUGCCGGUUCGACGACGCUUCAUCACGCACUAUUUGAAUCGCCUGCUCACAGUCUACGGUUCCACGUCCGGUGUCUUGGCAGUUAUUCCGCGGGGAACCAUUUCCAAGGCUAUGGUGGACAACUUUGAAGUUAUGGUGGAGUUCAGCGGCCUGAUUUCCGAUCUUCUGUGGGCCUUCUGGUCUCUUGCUCAGAUGCCAGAUGCCGAACCAUCGGACGAGUUCUCCCACAUGCAGUACGUUUUGUCCCGACUGACCCUCUAUGAGCUUAAGAAAAGCGAGCUUAUUCGGCGUGGACUCUUCCCGGCUCGAAAGUGACUGGAAUUUGGAGUCAACGCAGCUCGUCCGCGGAGGGGGGUGCUGUGGGUCACGAACAUUGUUACGUGAACUUCUUGUUUGCAACCUUGUUCGUGCGACGGAGGCUAGUUUCGUUCGUCUGGGUCCGCGUCAAGAAUCGUGUUCCCGGACGGUGUUUUUUUUCGCAUGCAAGCACUGAUUGGGCGGCUUCGAACACAGGAGUCGUGGCAACGCAAAAUGCGUUCCGUUGAUCUGCUUUUGCAUUUUCGGUCUCAACAAGAGAUUCGCUAUGUGUGUGGUCGACAGCAUCAGUCGCCGGGUUGACCAAAGCUGUUGGGGCGCUAUACUUUGCGAGUCGACUUCACACGGCCAUUUAAGUGGCUUGCGUGUGGUUCAGCAUUGAAGUGCUGGCGGUGCCGUGAGUGGUACAUCCCUACUGGUUUCACUGUAAUCAGCCGUUAAACGGGACGACCACUCAUUUAUGGCAGUGCAGUUAUGUGAUUUUUUCAUCUGAUAGCUUUGCUUCUGUUUCGGAGUGGACGACCGUCUUUUUUAGGAUCGAUUCCGUUGAUGCGUGUUACAAGCGCUGGUAGCUGUAUGUGACGUUCACCGGGAUCCGUUUUUUUUUGUGUACUGCCGAAUCCGUUUCGUAAAGCAGCCUGUUUACAGGUGCUUCAGGCUGAAGGCAAAACAGUAAGUCAUUACUCGUGACUGCCGCCCGUUGUGGCUCAGAGUUGUACCACUAACAUGGGGCGCUAAUAUCCGACUUCUGCUUGACUACUGCCGACACAGAAAGAAAAACCAGUUCCGCCUAGCCGAAUUGAAACUCCGAACCAGUUUGGUCAGCCCAAGGAACAGUGGGAUGUUCGCUGUCUCGCAAGAACGCAGAGAAGAACACGUCAGUCUUUUCUGUCCCAUAUUCAUUUCCGCAUCACCACCGGGUUAGUCGGACGUCGCUUUUGACACUCCUUGCGUUUUCUUAGUCAUCUUGCUUUUCGGGCGCCAUACGCGAAAUUGCUUUUCACCUUCCGCUCGUGAUUCUAAGACCCUAUGGGCUGCCGUCGUUGCUGCCUUUCCCGUUCUUCCGGCAGUGCCUCGAUUGUGGCGAUCUGUCCGUGAUACCAGAACCAUCAAACCAGUACUUAAUGGAGGGUCUACUGUUCAACCCACAUCGCGACCUCACUCUGAACAGAUACUCUUGAGUUACGUAUACAGAACCUGUGUGCAGCGGACGAUCGCAUUGAACUUGCAAUUCGGUUGCUGUUGGCGAGAAAACUAGUUUUUCGAAGAGGAAUCUACGGUUAUGAGGUACAUGCCUGCUUCGAAGUGCCGCAAAGAACGCGUUUUUCUCUGUACGACAGAAACUCGUGCGAUGCUAGCGAGACUGGUCGUCGAGGCGCCCGUAUUGUUUCGCGGAAACCAGAUGGUGAGCGCCGCCCCCUGAUGUUUGAGACUUUGCAUGUGACUUCAGCAACCCUACUUUGCACAU